AUGAAAGUCCACGCAAACGAUGGACUUUCUCAACAACUACUUGAAGCCCCGGUCAAUAGUGCAGUUGCUCCACACCCAUAUACCCACCAACAAUUCAAUGGCUCUCUGUGGUAUAGAAGUCCAUUCAAAGGACCGCCGACGGAAAAGGUGGAGGAAGCUUGGUACGAUGUCAUGAGAUAUGGCUUGAUCAGUGUUACGAAGGAAGACAUUGAGAAAGUAGGACAUCCUGACUGGUCUGCGAAGUUCCCACCCGCCGUGGGAGGAGGAUAUAUUGCUGCGACAAUCGGCUCACAUCAACUGCAUUGUCUGCAUUAUAUCUGGCAAGAUCAUCACAUGUCCUAUUUUCCGAAAACUCAAGAUAAGAAGGAGCGAGUACCUGAACUGUACGAACUGCAUUAUGAGCACUGUGUCGACUACAUCCGCCAAAGUCUAAUGUGCCAGUUAGACACCGGAAUCAUCCCAUACAACUGGGUGCUUGACCAUCAAAAUCCGACACCAAAUGCGAACACCCACCAUAAAUGUGUAGAUUGGGACAAACUACAAAGUUGGUUGGAAGAAAGAAAAGUCGCAAUAACUGAGGGAUUCAAAUGGUCACAGCCGAAAGAUGCGGUUUCUUUGGGUUGGAAUCCAUAA
Glarea lozoyensis ATCC 20868 is the source of this 633-nucleotide messenger RNA. RefSeq lists its product as uncharacterized. The record is from RefSeq and is a predicted model, not a curated record. Gene Ontology annotation, biological process: mycotoxin biosynthetic process. Bases 1 to 633 code for a protein of 210 amino acids. NCBI's taxonomy places the organism in Eukaryota, Fungi, Ascomycota, Leotiomycetes, Helotiales, Helotiaceae. The transcript is spliced from 4 exons.